This is a messenger RNA of Penicillium griseofulvum, 2133 nucleotides long. It is a transcript of the gene alg10, whose product is annotated as dolichyl-P-Glc:Glc(2)Man(9)GlcNAc(2)-PP-dolichol alpha-1,2- glucosyltransferase. The record is from RefSeq and is a predicted model, not a curated record. NCBI's taxonomy places the organism in Eukaryota, Fungi, Ascomycota, Eurotiomycetes, Eurotiales, Aspergillaceae. Bases 1 to 2133 code for a protein of 710 amino acids. The transcript has 3 exons. Gene Ontology annotation, biological process: dolichol-linked oligosaccharide biosynthetic process; protein N-linked glycosylation. Gene Ontology annotation, cellular component: endoplasmic reticulum. Gene Ontology annotation, molecular function: dolichyl pyrophosphate Glc2Man9GlcNAc2 alpha-1,2-glucosyltransferase activity.
AUGUCAACUUCGAAACGGACGAAACGUUUGAAACGUUUGCAUCGGGAGAGCUCCGCAAACUCCGGCUGGCCCGCCGAAGAAAUGCGAAUGACCUGGCAAGUUUACAUGGCCACUGCAGGUAAUCAUCUAAAAAGCAUGGUCAAUCCUCCAGAGUCAGAUCGUAGCCGGAGUGCUCGAUGGUUGGUUCCCUUUUGUUUGGUCUCCAUUCCUCUCUGGGUGAGUCUUGUCAACAAGACUGUCCCCGAACCCUACCUCGACGAAGUCUUCCAUGUCCCCCAAGCACAAGCAUACUGGUCGCAUAAUUGGAUGCAGUGGGAUCCAAAGCUCACAACACCACCAGGCCUGUAUUUGUGCUCAUACAUCAUCUUCACUAUUGUGCUGCUGCUUCGCGGGUCCCCGACAAAGCUCAGUCCGGAUGUCCUGCGUAUGACGAACGUUGGUGCGACAACAGUUGUUUUCCCAUGGAGACUGCAGAAGCUGCUUGAUACCUUACAGAGAGCGGAAAAUACUCGGCCGCUGGGAGCGAACGUGUCCCAUACCGUGCUGAACAUAUGCUUGUUCCCCCCGCUGUUCUUCUUCUCGGGUCUGUAUUACACAGAUGUUCUUGCAUUGCUGGUUGUCGUGGAGGCGUACAAUUGGGACUUGAAGAGAGAUUCAGAGAGAGAUCAGAAAAGCGAGUCAGGCGAAGGUGCGAAAAAAGCGCCUAGCAAUAGAAUCCUGGACACAUUGGGAUUCUUGGCUUUCGCGCUGGCUGCACUGGUCUUCCGCCAGACCAAUAUCUUCUGGGUCUCAGUUUUCCUAGGUGGACUUCAGGUGGUCCGCAAGAUUCGAAAGUCUACCAAGCCCUGCGAGUCAUCCGAAUUGUCAACUAUCGUGAAGCAAGGUCAGCAGAAUGAGGUGUAUGAUCCUCUUGUUUCGGAAGCUUCUUUGGAAGAUUAUCUGAAGACCGCUAUCUCACUUACAACUGUCGGCUUGAAGCAGCCUUUCUCUCUCCUUGUUUCUCUCAUUCCUCAUAUCAUCGUCCUUGCUGCCUUUGGUGCAUUUGUCGUUUGGAACAACGGAGUAGUGUUAGGUCACAAGGAGUUCCAUACCGCAGGUAUCCACCUAGCUCAGAUGCUCUACAUCUGGCCGUAUUUCACUUUCUUCUCAUGGCCUCUUUUUGUCAUUCCUCUGACUAACAUUCUCGCCCUCAAGCCACUCCCCGUCUAUCUAAACCUAGGCUUCCCGCCGAAACAGAGGAAAUAUCCAAAGCUCAAGGCAGCUCUGAUUGUGAUACCGCUUAUGCUUGCCGUGGUCCACUUCAACACCAUUGUGCACCCGUUUACACUUGCCGAUAACCGACACUAUGUGUUCUACGUGUUCCGCAUUCUUCUGCUACACCCAGCAGUCAAGUACGCUGCAGUCCCAGUCUAUUUCCUCUGUGGAUGGAUGGUGAUCUCCGCAUUUGGAUUUACCACCAUCCAACGCCCGCCCAAAACCCUGCGAAUUCGCAAAUCUCCCCAGGCUGAAUCUCCGGCUCCGGCUCCAGCAGCCCAAGAGCCCAAACCCACUGCGCGCAAGCCUGCACCCGCGCACCAACAGCCGCCGAAGGGGACGAGGAAGCCCAAUCGGUCCAACAACAAGAAGGCCAAUAAGCCUGAGCCACCAGCAGAGACCAAGAAGAAUCCACCUGCAGAGGCCGAGAAGAAUCCGCCAGCUGAGCUCAAUCAUUAUGUACCACCGGCAGAUAUUACGGAUCCAAAAGACCCUGCGAUCGUGGCUAGAGUUCAGCAACACAUCCUCAGGCGGCAGAGAGAAUUGCUGGAGGCACCGCGCGUUAGCUUCGUUCUUGUUUGGCUGGCCGCCACCUCCCUGUCACUCAUCACAGCACCUCUCGUUGAACCCCGCUACUUUAUCAUCCCAUGGGUUAUGUGGCGUGUGCAUCUUCCUCCUCUGCCAUGUCUGUUCAGGGACCGAGAGACCCGCCCCCGCACAGAGGAGGCUAAGCGCCGUGCUGACUUCAUUAUUAACCUGCCAAAGUUCGUGGAGACAGCUUGGUUCUUGAUCAUUAAUUUGAUCACUGGUUAUGUCUUCCUGUACAAGGGCUUUGAGUGGCCGCAGGAGCCUGGCAAGACCCAGCGCUUCAUGUGGUGA